This is a messenger RNA of Pseudophryne corroboree (corroboree frog), 1359 nucleotides long. RefSeq names its product homeobox B8 (gene HOXB8). Gene Ontology annotation, molecular function: RNA polymerase II transcription regulatory region sequence-specific DNA binding; DNA-binding transcription factor activity, RNA polymerase II-specific. Gene Ontology annotation, biological process: regulation of transcription by RNA polymerase II. Lineage: Eukaryota; Metazoa; Chordata; Amphibia; Anura; Myobatrachidae. Gene Ontology annotation, cellular component: nucleus. The transcript has 2 exons. The record is from RefSeq and is a predicted model, not a curated record. Bases 110 to 844 code for a protein of 244 amino acids.
UAUCCAGGCAUAGACUUUUGAUUGUAUCUUUCUUUUAUAUUCCUGGAAAUCACAGACACACCAGCCAGGAUCUUUUUGCUUCUUCUCUCCUGCCUGUAAAAUAAUUAAAAUGAGCUCCUAUUUUGUCAAUUCACUCUUCUCCAAAUACAAAACAGGAGAGUCUUUGCGUCCCAAUUAUUAUGAUUGUGGCUUUGCCCAGGAUCUAGGCGGCAGACCCACAGUUGUGUAUGGACCUAGUGCUGGGGGUACCUUCCAGCACGCUACCCAAAUUCAGGAGUUUUACCACGGAACGUCCUCCUUGUCCUCUCCCCCUUACCAGCAGAACCCUUGCGCCGUGACCUGUCAUGGGGACCCCAGCAGCUUCUAUGGAUACGACCCUUUGCAAAGACAGAGCCUGUUCAGCAGCCAGGACUCGGACCUAGUACAAUACACCGACUGCAAGUUGGCCUCGGCCGGCCUGGGGGAAGAGGCAGAGAGCUCUGAGCAGAGUCCCUCACCCACACAGCUCUUUCCAUGGAUGAGACCACAAGCAGCCGCCGGACGCAGGAGAGGCAGACAGACCUACAGUCGCUACCAGACCUUGGAGCUGGAGAAAGAAUUUCUUUUCAACCCGUACCUGACGCGCAAGCGGCGGAUUGAGGUCUCCCACGCCUUGGGACUUACUGAGAGACAGGUCAAAAUUUGGUUCCAAAACAGGAGGAUGAAAUGGAAAAAGGAAAACAACAAGGAUAAGUUCCCCAGCAGCAAGUGCGAGCAGGAGGAGCUGGAGAAACAGAAAAUGGAGAGAUCACAAGACACUGAGGAGGUGCUGGAUGGACAAAAGAGUGAGAAAAGCCUGGACUAAAUGCCAUUUAUUAAGCUACUCUCCAGCUCUUUCCAAUCUUCGUCCCGUGUUCCUGGAGGGAUACAGAGGGACACAAUGUUGCUGUAAACGGUGUAGCUGUAAAUCCCCUCUCUGUAACUCAUCCUAUUUGAUACAUAAAUAACCAGUUCCCAUCAGACAAGAAACCUGCUGUCUUCCUACCCUUUGGGGGUGAUGAAGGAAAUGACUUUCUAGUGUUUGUGUAUAACGCAAUAGCUUUUGUGGAUCAUAACUUGGGUUGUUUUGUUUGGGGAAGGUUUGCUAUAGAAGUUUUGUGUGCACUAUUUCUCUUUGUGGUUUACUGUAUUUCUUUAUAUAUAUAUUAUAAAAAGAACAGACCAACAACAUGAAACUGCCUAAUUCAGCUGUAGACCCCUCGCUCACACACUGCUAGUUCCCCCCUCGUUUUGUCCCUGCACCCCGUAUUUCCAGUGUGUGCGGGGAUGUAGUUAGCAUGCGCCGAGUGAAAGCCACUUGUGAUUUUAGGGUUACUGUGA